AUGUUGGAGGUCGUGACCCGAACUGCGGGUAUGUUGCCCACACUCGACCUGAAAGCGACACAGGUUGACAGUGUCAAGCGGGUGCACCUCCAGGUGGAGCCGUGUGUCAAGACGGUCGACGACCCAACGAGGGACCUCGUGGCGGGCCUCAUUGGGGACAUUAUGAAGGGCGAGUUCGACGACGACGACGACGGCCGGCGGUUGACGGUCCGGACGUCCAUUGCCACCGACUUCUCGUCGGCCGACAGCGUCGUGGACGUUGAAAUCGAAGACGAAGAGCUCGACGAAGUCGACGAGCGGCUGCUGCACGACAUUGCUGAGAACAUGAUCGGCCGGAACGUCCCGUUUGAGACGCCGUUCGGCACGAAAGCCCAGUGCUACGCCGACUACACCGCGAGUGGCAAAGCCAUUGAGAGCAUCGAGACGUUCAUUCGGCACGAGGUCAUGCCGACGUACGGCAACACGCACACGUCGACGUCCGUCACGGGGCUGCAGACCACGUCGUUCCGCGAGGAAGCGCGCCAGAUCAUUGGCAAGGCCGUGAACGCCCGUCUUCAUGGCCGAAGAGCGCACGACGUGGUCAUCUUCAGUGGUCAGGGGUGCACGAGCGCCAUCAGUAAGUUCAUCGCGGCGCUCGGGCUCCCGACGAUGCGGCGCCACCACCGCCCGCACAAGCGGCCGGUCGUGUUCACGUGUCCGUUUUCGCACCACUCGAACCUGCUGCCGUGGCGCGAGCUCUUUGCAGUCGACGUGGUCGAGAUCUCCGAGGCCCCGACCGGCGGCUUGAACCUCGCGGACCUCGAGCGGCAGCUCCAGAGCUUUCAGGGCCGCGAGCUCAAGAUCGGGACCUUUGCCGCGGCGUCGAAUCUGACCGGCAUGCUGACGGACGUCGACAAAGUCUCAAAGCUGCUGCACCGGUACGGCGCGCUGUCGUGUUGGGACUACGCCACGUGCGCGCCGUACGUCGAGAUCGACAUGAACCCCAAGGAUCCCGGCGCCUACAAGGACGCCGUGUUCUUCUCGGGCCACAAGUUCGUGGGCGGCCCCGGGUCCCCCGGCGUGCUGGUCGUCAAGAAGAACCUGAUGACGAACGAAGUGCCGACGAUGCCCGGGGGCGGCACAGUGCUCUUCGUGACCGAGAAGGCCCAUAGCUACCUCUCGAACAAGGCCGAGCGCGAAGAGGGCGGGACGCCCGACAUCCUCGGGAGCAUCCGCCUGGGCCUGGCGUUCGAGAUCAAGCAGCGCGUCGGCGUGAAGAACAUUGUGAACCUCGAGCGUCUACGCGUGCGCCACGUGCGCGACGUGCUCGGCCAGAACGACCACAUCACGUUGCUCGGCCACGACAACAUGGACCAGUUGCCGGUCUUUUCGUUCCUCGUUCGCUUUGGCGACCGCUUCUUGCACCACAACUUUGUCUGUGCGUUGCUGAACGACCUCUUUGGCAUCCAAGCGCGGGGCGGGUGUCAGUGCGCCGGUCCCUUCGGUGCGCGUCUCCUCGGGCUCAGCCGCGAGCACAUUACGGCUUUGGGCUAUGCGGUUGUCGCGAGAGAUGAGGUGCUGAAACCAGGUGUCUCCCGCGUGAGCUUCCCGUACUUUUUGGACUACGAGGAGGUCGAGUACAUCCUGGACGCGAUCAACUUUGUCGCGGAUCACGGCUGGAAACUCCUGCCGCAGUACGACUUUGACCCGACGAACGGCGCGUGGCGGCACGUGUCGCGCGCGGCGAUCCGCUUUCCCGACAAGAAGUUCUUGGCGAGUAUGCAACUGGACGACCUCGAGACGGUGCGCCAGUCGUCGUGUGCGGUGCCCAUCUACAACAUCGCCGCUCACCGUCGCGCGAACUUGAGGCACGCGACUGCUCUAGCGGAUACCUGUAUUGAAGAAGCCGUGUUGGGCGAAGAGAUCCCCGAAGGGCAGAAACUCGUUCCGAGCCACGAGUGGCUUCGGUGGUUCGUGUACCCGCACGAGGCCGUUGCCAGCUAUAAGGAGAAGAACGAGAAGCCGGCGCUUACGGAGAUCAUUGAGGGUCCAUGUCAACCCCAUCGCUACCUCGAUGGCUCCAUCCACAGCAUCUGGGAUGGCGUGCCGUCUAUGGGCAGUAUGAAGCGGAGUAUGAUGGGACGGAUCUUUCUCAAGGUGUUUAUGCAAGACGAGCUGGACGCGAUGAAGGACAAGCGAUCGGACGACGAGAAGAGUGGGCUGAACGAAGAGGACGCCAUGUGCGUCGUCUUUGGGGGCUAA
Molecule: messenger RNA, 2241 nt
Organism: Hyaloperonospora brassicae
Lineage: Eukaryota; Oomycota; Peronosporomycetes; Peronosporales; Peronosporaceae
Source: the annotation of a GenBank genome assembly